Arabis nemorensis is the source of this 918-nucleotide messenger RNA. NCBI's taxonomy places the organism in Eukaryota, Viridiplantae, Streptophyta, Magnoliopsida, Brassicales, Brassicaceae. The record is from the annotation of a GenBank genome assembly.
AUGGGAGAAGUAGAGGAAGAAGUUAAUGAGUGGACGAGAGGGUUCGGAAAGGACUCCGUAGACGAGCUUCUUGUUAACGAGCCACCUCUCUUCUUUCUGCCUGAAGAACAAGCAAAUGAAGAUGCCAUUACAAACAAGUUACUUUCAUCAACACUUUACUCCGGUCCAACAAUCCAAGACAUCUCAAACGCUCUAACACGAACCCUCCCAGUCCGAGAAAUCCCCAUAUCAACGGUCCCAACAUCGGAAAGGAGUACUUUGAGCAAGGUGGAUAGAUACACAUUAAAGGUGAAGAACAAUUGUAAUGGAAUGAGUGAUGAUGGAUACAAAUGGAGAAAAUAUGGUCAAAAAUCAAUCAAAAAUAGUCCUAACCCAAGGAGUUAUUACAAGUGCACGAACCCAAUAUGCAAUGCAAAGAAGCAAGUGGAGAAAUCAACUGAUGAGCCUAACACAUAUAUCAUCACAUACGAGGGUUUCCACUUACACUUCACAUACCCUUUCUUCCUACCCAAUAUGGCGCAUAGGCCUAGUAAAAAACCCAAAAUACAAAGGUCCGAUAAAGCUCAUUUCAAAUCCAACCAAAAAUCGCAAACCCAAGAAGAAAGCAAACUAUCCCAACUAGCCAAACCCGCUCACCAAAAUCAUCCGGCUCAUAAAGACCAAGAAAGCACACCAGGAAACCUCGAAGAUGAAUUGUUUUUCACAGUUGAUCAUUGCCAACGGCGACAAGGGCUUCUAGAAGAUGUGGUGGCUCCGGCAAUGAAAAAUAUUCCGACCAAAUCUUGUUCUUCAUUAUCGUCUUAUACUUACUCAUCGUGCUCUACUUCACCAACCCCCCUUUCUCCGUCUUCUUUCUAUUGGUCUCCCCAUUUUAGCAACGGAUUUACUGAUAAAAUGUCAUUUAAUCGAAACUUAUAA